AUGGCACCUAAAGGCGGUUACAGGAAAAUCUUUGGUGGUGAAGAUAAAAAAGUCAGUUUUGUAUCUUCACUUUUUUAUCGCUGGAUGAACGGAGUCCUUAAGGAGGGCAGUCAAAGACCUUUGGAUCAAAAUGACUUUUUACCCUUGUCAGAGGAGAACUCUGGCCGUUUUGUCACCGACAAGCUUCGAAAAAGCUGGGAAAGCGAGAAACAUCAUUGCAAGAUGAAUGGGAAAGGGCCCAAACUUUGGAAAAGCGUCUUUGAUAUGCUUUCUGCCGAAGAUGUUAUCAUCAUUUUGACGGGGAAUAUAUUGUGUACAACUUCUCGCCUUCUCUUUCCACUGUUUCUCGGGUAUCUUGUUUCUAAGCUUAUGUCAACUGAGGCAGAGAAUACUUAUCAGCUCUACGCCUGCGCAUUAGCUUUGUGUCUUAAUGGUUUGAUCGGUGGUCUUGGUGCGCACCAGCGAGGUUACAGAUGUGAAAUAUUGGGGAUCAAAUUAGGAAGCGCCCUGAGAGGACUGGUGUACCACAAGACGCUUCUACUCAGCAAGCAGACGUUACUGAAAUUCACUGCAGGACGCUUAUUUGACCUGAUAUCAAAUGAUGUUAAAAGAAUGGAAGAAGAGACAGUCAAGUUCUUUUUCUCAGCCGUUUUCGCAGUUCCUGCUUAUGCGGGGGCAACAUUUCUUAUCUACAAUCUGAUUGGUUGGCAGGCUGUUACGGGUGUGCUCCUUCUGUGUAUUCUCAUGCCAUACUUUGCCGUCUUGUCCUCUGCUAAUGCUAAGCUGCGCUUGCGCACAGCUACAGUGUCCGAUCAGCGAAUCUCCUUAAUGAAUCAAGUAGUUUCGGGGAUCCGCACGGUCAAAACGCAUGCGUGGGAGGACGAAUAUGGACGAAAGAUAAAACAUGUAAGAAGAAAUGAAAUCAGCGUCAUUUCGAAGAGGACAGCCAUUCAGUCAAGUAUCGAUGCCUUGUCAUACAGUGCAACACCACUGGCCACUCUGGUGUCAGUAAUUACUAUGGUGCUUACAGGCCAGACUCUCACGCCCGCCAAUGUUUUUAUGCUGCUUUCGUUUAUGGGCGUUUUAAAAUUGAGUGGCAUGUUGAGUGUGAUCACUGGUUUAAUGCUAACGUAUGACGCCUACGUUUCGCUCGGAAGAAUCGAAGAGUUCCUUCUUUUGGAAAAUCUGUUGCAAGCCUCGGAGAGUGAUGACAGCAACGAGCCCCAACAAAAAGCGAAAAGUACCUCAGGUAACGAAAGUUGCAGUUACUUGAAAAAAGAAGAGGAAAAUACGGACGAAGUUUCCCUCUCUCGUGAAGCAACAGAAUUAGGGCCUGCUAUACUGUGUGUGUCAAAUUUAAGCUACGCAAAAACGCAUCGUGAAGAUGAACUUAUUCUUCAGGAUAUCAACUUCUUUGCACCUUCAAAGAGUUUAACAGUCAUCACCGGCCCGGUUGGAAGUGGGAAGUCUACUCUUCUCUCAGCGAUCGCCGGUGAAAUUUCGAACGCCAGUGGGACGAUUGAUUAUCAAGGUUCUGUCAUUUAUUUGCCUCAGACUGCUUGGGUGUUCUCGGGAACGAUAAAAGAAAACAUUCUGUUUGGUCAACCCUUCGAGGAGUCCAAGUACGAAAGAAUAAUCGACGUCUGCGCUCUGAAAGAAGACUUUCAGCGGUUACCUGAUGGUAACCAAACAGUUGUUGGAGAACGCGGCGAGGUUCUGAGUGGAGGACAACAGGCGAGAAUAAGUUUAGCUCGCGCUGUUUAUGCUGACGGAGAUAUUUAUCUAUUGGAUGAUCCACUGAGUGCUGUCGAUGUUAAAGUUGGCCAACACAUCUUUCACGAGUGCAUCAAAGAUCUCCUAGGCGAAAAAAUCGUUCUGUUUGCAUCUCAUCAGCAACAGCACAUGGAAAAUGCUGAUCAAGUGAUUGUGUUGUACAAAGGGCGUGUCCUCGACAAGGGACGUUUUACUGAGCUGCACGAAAAAGGUGUAAUCAAUUCAACUGUUGACCCACUCUAUAAAGCAGCUCUCAAGGACAAAACAGACUCAUCUUGGCCGUUCGGCUGGGAAGAUAAGGAGGAACACGAUGUUGUUGAAAAGUGCCAGAAAAUACAUGCUCUGCCCAAUGAAGCGAGGAGUUUGCAAAUAGCAAAGGAGGAUCGCACAAUCGGAGUUGUGACAACCAAGCUUUAUUGGGACUACUUCAGAAGUGGAGCACAUCCUUUGAUGAUAACUGGAAUGGUUAUUUUAAGUCUCAUUACUCAAGCCAUCAUAGCUGCUCCAGACUUGUGGCUCUCGUUUCUUGCAAGGCUAAACCCAGAGGAUCAGAAGAAGAAGACUUAUCUAUCUGUCUUUGCCUGUCUGGUUGGCGUGUGUUUUAUAUUUACUAUCGUUUGGGCUUAUGGAUUCUUCCAUGUUUGUCUAAAGUGCGCCGAGCGUCUUCACGAUAAAAUGGUUGUAGCCAUUUUACAAGCACCUGUCCUGUUCUUUGAUUCAAAUCCAGUGGGAAGAAUCCUAAAUCGCUUCUCGAACGACAUUGGCUGUGUAGAUGAGAUGUUACCUAAAACAUUCCUGGCGGCAAUGCAGAUGCUCUUGGUGAUAUUUACCCAAAUUCUGGUUACAGUUUCCACAAAUGUUUGGUUGAUGUUUCUUGUUGUUCCAAUUUCCGUGCUGGUCGUUUUUCUAUCCGACUAUUACUUGAAGACUGCCAGAGAACUAAAGAGGUUAGAGUCGAUAUCCCGAAGCCCAGUGUUCGCUCAUUUUUCGGAGACCCUGAUAGGACUUGACACGAUUCGAACGAGAGGAAGACAGACAGAUUUUGUGGAUGCACUUUACAGAUAUGAAGAUGUUCAUAAUCAGGCGUACAUUAUGGUGAUGGCCAGCGGUAGGUGGCUCGGUGCACGUUUGGAUUGUCUCGCUUCCUUGUUAGUCGGUGCAGUUGCUGUGGCUGCAAUCUUGGUAUCUCAAGAUGCCGCUUACGCUGGUCUCGCUCUUGUUUACGUCAUCCAAACUCUGAGCUCCACUCAAUACGCUGUUAGAAAAACCUCUGAAGUGGAAAACUACAUGACGUCAGUUGAGCGAGUUAUAACCUACACCAAACUUGACCGUGAACCUGGAUACGCGGAAGAACGAACACCCCCACAAGACUGGCCUCGGAGAGGAAGUAUUGUGUUUAGAGAUGUAUUACUGACGUACUAUCCGGGAGGACCUCAAGUGUUGAAAAACAUCAAUAUUAUCAUCAAAGGAGGAGCGAAGAUUGGAGUUGUCGGCCGUACGGGAGCUGGGAAGUCAUCUUUUGUAGCAGCUCUUAUGCGCAUGCCUGAUGCUGAUGGAGAGAUAAUCAUUGACAAUGUUCCAAUUAAAGACAUAGGUCUCCAACAAGCUCGACGAGGUAUCUCGGUUCUUGGCCAAAGUCCUGUUCUUUUUAGCGGAUCAUUGAGGAAAAAUCUAGAUAUUUUUGACAAGUUUCAAGACGCUGAAUUAUGGCAAGCUUUAGAGGACGUGCAACUGAAAGAUUUUGUCGAGACACUUGAGGCCAAGCUGGAUCACGAACUGCUGGAGCAUGGCGCUAAUGUCAGUGUUGGAGAGCAGCAGUUAAUUUGCUUGGCUCGUGUGCUGCUACAGCGAAGUAAAAUUGUCGUCUUGGACGAGCCAACUGCACAUGUUGACCCAGACACAGAGCAGACGAUUUGGAAUGUAGUGCGGGACAAACUGAAGGAGUCCACUGUCAUCACUAUAGCUCACCGUUUGAACACGAUAAAAGACUGCGAGAAGAUUUUGGUCUUGAAAGGUGGAAAAGUUAAAGGAUUUGACAAAUCUGAUUCAAUAAUAAACAUCAAUUGAGACGCGGUCUAAGGUUAAAAUAUCUUGAUUGUAACGUAGUUUAUUCAGAAAUAGGAAACCGUUCAACGGCCUCGGUAUUUUCAGAUUUAGGGUCUAAUAUUAGAGAGUAACAGGUUAUCAUGUCAACAUUCACGUUGAGUAUAAAUUUAGAUUUCGGACAAGCAGAAAGAAUGAGAGGAACUACAGGCCUACAAGAUAGCGGCACAGCUUAAUUAAGUUCCAUGUAAGAUCAACAACUCUAUAACAGUCUCUUCCAAACAUAUUACCUCGUAAAGUAAAGUAAAGUAAAACCUUUAUUUAAAUGUCAAUGUGUUAAGGCCAGAUGGACUAAUUGAGGACACCAAUAAAAUAGCAACACUAAUUAACAUAUGAUACUUAUAUUAUAUGGUAUAUUAUACUACACUUAUAUAUAUGGUACUAUUUAACAAUAGAACUAAUUCUAUUGGUUACAAAGAUUACAGCCCUUGCUGUUGUUGGUUAAAAUGUCUGCAAGAUCCAAUUUUCUAUUUUUGUCAAUAAAAACGGGUAAACAGGGGGAAUUCCUUUGAUUUACGGUAAGUUUUUACCAUAAGAAUGGUCCAAGAUAUCUAACAGAGUGUUAGUAGCGUGUAGUCACACUCAAAACGUGGUAAUGCGAAGUCACGAUUCCGCAGCGAGUAGAACCUUUGCGCAAAAAUAUAUCGGAAACGCAAUCAGGUACGAGACCAUGUUUAACUUUGUACAUAAGUGCAGUGAUAUCUUGAAGCCGUUUGUUAUAUAAAGAAAGUAUAUCAGCACGUCGUAAAAGUUCUUCAAAUUUGUCAGAGUGGGGUUUAUAUAUCACCCUUAGGGCUCUUGUAUUCGUUCUAGCUUCCUUUUGUCGGAUGACUUGCAAAAAUGCCAAGUUAAAUGGCAGUAAGUUAAAUAGGGUAUUAUAAAAGAUUUAUACAGUG
This is a messenger RNA of Pocillopora verrucosa, 4772 nucleotides long. RefSeq names its product ATP-binding cassette subfamily C member 4-like. The record is from RefSeq and is a predicted model, not a curated record. Gene Ontology annotation, biological process: transmembrane transport. Gene Ontology annotation, molecular function: ATP hydrolysis activity; ABC-type transporter activity; ATP binding. Gene Ontology annotation, cellular component: membrane. NCBI's taxonomy places the organism in Eukaryota, Metazoa, Cnidaria, Anthozoa, Scleractinia, Pocilloporidae.